AUAAUUUGCUAUAUUAUCAUCCAAGAAGAUGAAUAUUAUGUCAUUUUCUAAAAGAAUUGGGUGGGCUCACUCCAGAAAGAAUGGCUGCUAUCAUGAAAUCAACCAAUAACAAAUGCUGGCGGGGCUGUGGAGAAAGAGGAACCCUUCUCAAAUGCUGAAAUGAAGAGUUAGAGCAAUAUUAUCAAUAUAAAACUUGGAAUCAAUAUAAAGAAAUAUUCCUUUGGAUUCCAGAUGCUAAUGUGGACAUGAAACUAGUUGGUUUAAAACCGAUUGAAAGCCUUGCUUGUAGAAAGCCCCUGAUUGAGGAUUUGUCACUAAAUGUGCCACAUACUGCACUGAAGCCUGAUGAGUAUUUAGGAUCUGAAGAGAAGCUAUUAAAAUGUAAUGAAAAUGCAAGAAACUGGAGUAAUUUCCAGUCCUUUCAGAAGCAUACAAGGACAAAGGCUGGAGAGAAACCCUGUGAAUUUGGUCAGUGUGGCAAAUCCAGCUCUGAUCUUAGUGAAAGAACUCACCUUAGAGAGAAGAAGACCUUUGUAUGUAAGAAAAAUUUGAAGGACUCCAGAACAACCAGUGAUAUUCAGAUCCAUGAAAGAAAUCACAGUGGGGGAAAACCAUAUGUGUGUAAGCAGUGUGGAAAAGCUUUCAGUACACAAAGUUAUUGUAAAAUACAUGAGAGGAUUCACACUGGAGAGAAACCUUAUGUAUGUAAGCAAUGUGGGAAAGCUUUCAGCACACAUAGUGUUUGUCGUAUACAUGAAAGAAGUCACACUGGAGAGAAACCCUAUGUAUGUAAGCAAUGUGGGAAGGCUUUCAGUACACAAGGUUAUUGUAAAAUACAUGAGAGAACUCACACUGGGGAGAAACCAUAUAUAUGUAAGCAAUGUGGGAAAGCUUUCAAUACACGUGAUUAUUGUCAAAGACAUGAGAGAAGUCACACUGGGGAGAAACCUUAUAUAUGUAAGAAAUGUGGGAAAUGUUUCAGCACACACAAAAAUUGUAAAAUACAUGAAAUAAGUCACACUGGAGAAAAACCUUAUGUAUGCAAGCAAUGUGGGAAAGCUUUCAGUACACCAGAUUAUUGUAAAAUACAUGAGAGAAGUCACACUGGGGAGAAACCCUAUGUAUGUAAGCAAUGUGGAAAAGCUUUCAGCAGAAACAGUCAUUGUCAAAUACAUGAAAGAUCUCACACUGGGGAGAAACCCUAUGUAUGUAAGCAGUGUGGAAAAGCUUUCAGCAGAAACAGUCAUUGUCAAAUACAUGAAAGAUCUCACACUGGGGAGAAACCCUAUGUAUGUAAACAAUGUGGGAAAGCUUUCAGCACACAUAGUGUUUGUCGAGUACAUGAAAGAACUCACACUGGAGAGAAACCCUAUGUAUGUAAGCAAUGUGGGAAAGCUUUUAGCAGUAACAGUCAUUGUCGAACACAUGAAAGAAUUCAUAUAGGGGAGAAACCCUAUGUAUGUAUGCAAUGUGGGAAAGCUUUCAGCACACGUAAUUAUUGUCGAAUACAUGAAAGAACUCACACUGGGGAGAAGCCCUAUGUGUGUAAGCAGUGUGGGAAAGCUUUCAGAACACACAGUAAUUGUCAAAUACAUGAAAGAACUCACACUGGGGAGAAGCCCUAUGUGUGUAAGCAGUGUGGUAAAGGAUUUGCUACUAAGUCCUCAUUACACAGACAUAAACUCACUGUGGAGAAACUAUGUAUGUAAGCAAUGUGGGAGUGCUCUAAGUACACAUAUUGACAAAUACAUGAAUACAUGUAUUUCACGUCAAACACAUGAAGUCUCACUGGAGAGAAACUUCAUGUAUGUAAGCCUGUUUUGAAAAUCCUGUGAAAAUUUCUCAUGUAGUGGAGACCUGUAGAAAUAAUACAAAAUGUUUGAUGUCAAUAUUUCUUCUCAAAUUUCCAAAAAAAGAAAAUUCCCAGUGGAGAUAUCAGAAGUUACAUACAUUGUGUGGUUUUCAGUAAAUCACUUAUAGAUUAUGUACCUAUAGUGUUUAAUAUAUAGAUAUUGAGUUGACAUAUUUAGGUGUUUUUGUGUAUCUGAGCUUAACACAUAGGGUAUUUAGCAUGGUGAAUUGAAAUAUAUAUAUUUUUAUUCAUUAAUUUUAUUGGUAUAUUUUAGGUAUACAAUCACAUACUGUACCAUUUUAUGCAGGGUUCAAAAUGAUCAAAAUACUUAAACCAAAUAAGAUGGCAGGAAGAAGACCAGCCUUAAACAAACCAGAAGAAAAAGAAUAUGUACAGGCAGGAAUAUGCAGGUAGUCCUAGGACCCAGGAAGGUUAUGGUAGAUAGCUGAGCAGGGUUGACAUGAAGCCCUUCCCUUGGGGCUGUGGGUCUUUGCUACCAGCAUAAAAAUACAUGCUUCCCCUCCUCCCUAAAAUUAAUUGAUCUAUUUUGAUUUUAGUUUAGUACAUGGUGAGAAAUACAGGCCUAGCAUCAAUCUUCUGCAUGUCGAUAGCCCCUUUAGCAAAUGGAGCUGGAAAAACUGGCUAUCUUUCCUCCAGCAUAGGUUUUUGGUCCCUUUGUCAAAGAUAAGGUGGCUGAGUGUGAGUGCAUCUUCUAUUCUUUUCCAUUGAAUUACAUGUCAGUUUUUGUGCUAAUACAAUGCUGUUUUUAUCACUGUAGCUGUGUAGUAUAACUUGUUAUGGGGGGUUGUGUUGCCUGCUACUUUGCUUUUUUUUUUUUUUUCUUUUGAGACAGGACCUCAGUAUGUAGUUCAUGUUGGCCUUUAACUCACUAUGUAACCCAGGCCAGCAUCAAACAGGAAAUGAUCCUCCUGCCUCAGCAUCUUGAGUGCUGUGAUUACAAAUGUUCACCACCACACCCAGCUUCCUGAUUUGCUCUUUUAGCUGGGAUUGAUUUUGCUUUUUCUGGUCUCUUGGAGUUAUAUAUAAAUUUUAAUGAUUGUUUUAUGGCUACAGCUUCAUAAAACCUGAGUUCACAUAGUACCCUUCAUGCUUUACUUGUCCAUUCACCAGCAGCCACAUUAAUUUUCUACCUGUCCUGUUUAGCCUCUUCUGCCUAUAGUAGGGGGGCCACCCUUACCUGUGGUGAGCACUGGAAAGGUUGCAGCCAGGAAGCUAUGUUCCCUGAUGUUUGGGGGAAAUGGUGGAAUAAGCCAGUAUACAAGGAGCCUAUCCCAGAGGUAUGGUCUCUGCUAGCUCAUAUCCUUGAUGAUCUUGUAUUGGACCCCUACUUAUCUCUCAUGGGGAUAUGGGUCUCUCCAAUCUGUUUAAUAAAUAUAACUCCAGUGAGAGGUCUCUUCAAUCUCCCAAUAGUUCUCAGAUCACUAAAUUAGGCACAUCCCUCCAAUUACUCAGGAACUCCACUAGAGCCUCUUGCCCUAAAGGAACCCAGUUUUAAUCAGCCCCCUCAUUAUGCUCCUCAGCCUUAUGACCCACUGGCUGCACACAGCUUUAAGCCUUAGAGUAUGAACCAGAAGUGGUGCUUAUUUCUUUAAUUCACAACUUGUCCUGCCUCAAAGAGAGGUUCCAGGCAUGGAAAUACUCAAGUUCUGGUUCAUUUUCAGUUGUAGAUAUUCAGCAAUGCAAAGAAUGGCUAGGCCAAUUAUCAGAGGACCCUAGUAAGUUUACAGAUAUGUUUCAAACUUUGAUCCUUGCUUUUGACUUAUCAUAGUAAAAUGUCCAAUUCAUUUUGGUCACUUGCCAUACCCAGAUGAAAGAAUCCUACAAAGGGCUAGAAACUAUGAAGAUGAGCAAUAUGCUUUUAAAAGGGAAGGAAAUACCCUGGAAAGGUUUUUAUAAAAACCUGCACUACACUUAAUCCUGCCUCUUUGAUGCCUAUAGGCCCAGAAGUUAUCCACUCUUGUGAACAAGUGAUCUCUCAAACCUAGUGCAAGCAGAUAGGAUAUCAAUGACUGGCCCUUCCAAGACCCUGAGAAGAUGUGGUUCACUGAUAGAAGUAGCUUUGUCCAAGAAGGACAUUGAAAGGUAGAUUGUGCAGUUGUCAGUUCACAACAGGCCACUGAAGCAAAACCUCUUUCCUCAGGGACCUCUCUUGGAAAGGCAGAGCUAAUAGCUUUUACUUGAGGAUUGACACUAGGAAAAGGCAAAAUUUACGUAUCUAUACAGACUUCAAAUAUGCCUUCCUGGUGCUACGUAUUUGUGCAACAAUCUCAAAGGAAAGGGGCUUACUAAUAAUCACAAAGCACAAGAAGGAAAUUAUACAACUCCUAGAGGUAGUCCAUUUUCUCAAGCAGGUCACAGUGCACUGUAAGGAGCACUAUAGAAAUAUGUCUGAAGUCUGCUUGGGAAAUAAAAAGGCUGAUAGGGAAGCCUUACAACCCCUUAAGGCCCUAGCCUUAAUCUCAGUUUUUGAGGAACCAUUAACACCAGUUUAUACUUCCCCAGAAAGAUAAAUUGGCCUUAGGACAAAGGGAUAUUUAAAAAGGGGCUCUGGUGAUAUUUAGAAAACAAACUGGAGUGGUGCUGGUGUCAGCUUUGACACCAGGAGCAGACCCCAGUCUUGUCGUUCACCAUGCCAAUGGUGGAGGAGCUUUACCACAAGUAUGGCAUCCUCACCAAUGCCACUGAGUAAUGGGCCAGCAUAAAGAUGCCUAUCAAGUCAUACUGGAUGGUGUGAAAGGUGGUACUAAGGAAAAAUGAUUAGCAGCUCAGUUUAUUCCUAAAUUCUUCAAGCAUUUUCCUGAAUUGGCAGAUUCUGCUAUCAAUGCACAGUUAGACCUCUGUGAGGAUGAAGGUGUAUCAAUUUGACACCAAGCAAUUAAAGAGCUGCCUCAAUUUGCCACUGGAGAAAAUCUUCCCUGAGUGGAAGAUAUACUAACCCAACUCUUGCAGACAGAUGACUGCAGAAUUUAACUUAGUGAACAAUGCCCUGUUAAGUAUAUUUAAGAUGGAUGCAAGAGGAAUAUUAGGUGGCUUGUUUAGCCAGAUACUUCAAGGAGAAGACAUUGUUAGAGAACGAGCAAUUAAGUUCCUUUCUACAAAACUUAAAACUUUACCAGAUGAAGUCUUAACGAAGUAGAAGAACUUAUACUAACUGAAUCCAAAAGGUCCUAGAAGAUAUGAUUGGUGAAGAAUUUGUUCUGUUCAUGAAGAUACUGUCUGGGUUAAAAAGCUUACAGACAGUGAGUGGAAGACAGCAGCUGGUAGAGCUGGUGGCCAAACAGGCCAACCUGGAGCAGACCUUCAAUCCCUCAGAUCCCAACUGCGUGGACAGGCUCUUACAGUGCACUCAGCAGGCAGUGCCCCUCUUCUCCAAAAAUGUUCAUUCCACGAGGUUUGUGACAUUUCUGUGAACAAGUUCUCCCUAACCUUAGUACCUUGAGUACCCCAGUGGAGGGUCUUGAUACACAUUUGGAGAUGUUAAGAUUGUUGGGAGAAAUGAGUUCAUUUUGUGGUGACAUGGAGAAGCUAGAAACACACUUAAGGAAACUAUUUGGUAAGUUAUUGGAGUACAUGCCUCUUCCACCAGAAGAAGCAGAAAA
Heterocephalus glaber (naked mole-rat) is the source of this 5472-nucleotide messenger RNA. Lineage: Eukaryota; Metazoa; Chordata; Mammalia; Rodentia; Bathyergidae. The record is from RefSeq and is a predicted model, not a curated record.